CCUGCAAAUGGUACGUUCCACCAUGGCGGCCAACAACAAUGGAGGAAGUCAAGGGUCCGCGAGUAAAGAGAACCCGCUGUCAAUCUCAUGGCACGACAGCGCGUGGAUCCCCAUGCUGAGCCCCGCCAACGUGCUGGACUACUUCUCCGAGCGCACAAAUCCGUUCUACGACAAGAGCUGCAACAACGAGAUCAUCAAGAUGCAGAGGCUCAGCCCUGAACAGUUAAAUAACAUGACAGGAGUGGAGUAUAUCUUACUACAUGCCCAGGAACCCAUCCUGUAUGUGGUCAGGAAACAGCACAGACACUCACAACAACAAGUCACCCCUCUAGCAGACUACUACAUCAUAGCAGGAGUGGUGUACCAGGCACCUGACUUGUACUCUGUGCUCAAUUCCAGACUGCUGACAUCCCUUCAUAACAUUCAGUCGGCCUUUGAUGAGGCCCUGUCCUACUCCAGAUAUCACCCAUCUAAGGGGUACUGGUGGGAAUUCAAAGACAAAGAAGACAAAAAGAGACAAGAUAAGUCCAAGUCACAGGGCAGUAAGAAGAAGCCAGAGGAGAUGAGUUCAGCGUUCCAGAGACAGAGAGUGGACAUGUUACUGGGGGAGCUGGCAGACAAGUUCCCACCCAAGUUUGCACAGCCGAAGAGAGGCGACCAGCCUGUCCCAGUUGAAGAAGACAGGAAACCAGGAGAGCAGGCGGCACAGGUGAAAGAAGAAAAGUCGGAGGACACUCCGAACCAGAACCACAGCAGCUCCGGGUCCCGGUCCAACCAGUCCAUGCAACCGCCUGAGAAGAGAAUGAAACUAUCAAAGCAGAGCUGAUGAUGUAGAUUUUAUAUACAUAUAUAACGUUACUAGUAUGUAAACAGAAUUUAUACACAGGCAAAUGCAUCUGUCCCUGGUGCUGAACCCCAUUCACACACAGGCAAACAUACCUGUCCUUGGUGCUGAACAUGAUAUGCACACACAUACACACAGAGGCCUGGCAAACACACAGGCAAACACACAUAUCCUUCAUGCUGUGAAUAUUAGUGGUCUUAGAUGUUGUCCUCAAGUACAUAUGAACUGACCUGAGAGUUCUGACUGUGAAGACUGUGUUUCUGUAUUAUUGAUUUUAAUAAAACUACUGAAAGAUGUCCGAUCCCCUGUUUCUGUUACAUCAGAUUAAAAUACACAUAGUUGUAUACUUCUGUUAUACAACAAAAAGUAUGCACCUCAGAAGUGUUAUUCAAAGAAAAUCAUUCAAGGAAAGGUUAUUCAAGGAAAAAAAGAGAGAAAUAAAAUCUCUUACUACAGGAUGCCAACAUUUAGACAGUCACCUGUAACGUUACUCGUGUAUAUAUUCAUGUGGCCCAAAGAGUGCUCACCACUACCCUGCAAAUACAAUAUAUUUGUUCUCUAUGUGCUUUACCACAUUUAUUGCAUUGAAGUAGACCACUUUCCAUACAACAAGAACAGGAGAUGACCAUAUAUGAAGUUGUAAUAAAACAAAUAUUUUGUGUGUA
Branchiostoma belcheri (Belcher's lancelet) is the source of this 1509-nucleotide messenger RNA. Its product is annotated as mediator of RNA polymerase II transcription subunit 6-like. Gene Ontology annotation, biological process: regulation of transcription by RNA polymerase II. Gene Ontology annotation, molecular function: transcription coactivator activity. Bases 8 to 826 code for a protein of 272 amino acids. Gene Ontology annotation, cellular component: core mediator complex; mediator complex. The record is from RefSeq and is a predicted model, not a curated record. NCBI's taxonomy places the organism in Eukaryota, Metazoa, Chordata, Leptocardii, Amphioxiformes, Branchiostomatidae. The transcript has 8 exons.